AUGGCCUCGGGGAGAACUGGUUCUCACCCCUCCAAGGUGAUGUUUGUAGCCCAGCCACCAGUCGAGGACUCUAGACCUGAGCCAAAGAGGGCUAGAGUGGAGAAUCGGCUAGUGAUGAGUUUCUCUGAGGAGGACAAGGUUGGAACCAUACAACCACAUGAUAAUGCCCUAGUGGUAACCCUCAGGAUAAGAGGAUAUGAUGUUAAGAGGGUGAUGGUGGAUCAAGGCCGUGGGGCAGAGAUUAUGCACUAUGAUUUAUACAACGGACUGGGCUUGAAACUUGAGGACUUAACAGCUUAUGAUUUGCCUUUGGUAAGUUUCGACUGCAAAGUUGUUAUUCCAAGGGGCCAGAUUCGACUACCCAUGCAAGUAGGGUCAGAGGUGGUAGAGAUGAAUUUCAUUGUAGUGGAUAUUUAUUCUCCCUACACGAUUAUUGUAGCAAGAUCUUGGCGUUAUGCCUUGGAGCCGUUUCCUCUACUCUGCAUUUAA
This is a messenger RNA of Quercus lobata, 489 nucleotides long. RefSeq lists its product as uncharacterized. Bases 1 to 489 code for a protein of 162 amino acids. The transcript has a single exon. The record is from RefSeq and is a predicted model, not a curated record. Lineage: Eukaryota; Viridiplantae; Streptophyta; Magnoliopsida; Fagales; Fagaceae.